AUGGCAAGUGAACCUGAAGUGAAGGUAUUCAAAGGCAAAUACACUCCAGGGGCAAAGGACUUUAAGGUGUCAACUAGAGAUGACCCGCUGCAUACACCUAACUCCGAAAGCACGCAUGCUCUCAUUGUCGGCGGUGGUGUCAGCGGAUUGCUGGUUGCAUGGAUGCUUCUUGACCAGGGCACCCGAGUGACAAUUCUUGCCAAAGAAUGGGCACGCACUUGGGACUUCAGCGAGUCGCGUAUCACGUCUCAGAUUGCUGGGGCUUUGUGGGAGAUGCCUCCCGGGGGUUGUGGCCUGACUGAAAUCGAAUCCCCAGGCCCUGGCUGGGCUACUGUGCAACAUUAUCGAGACUGGGCCAUGCAAAGCUAUGCAUUCUAUACAGCCUAUGCAGACAUUUCCGACGAACACGAGAAAGGUGGACACUCCUUGGGCCUCUCCGUCGCCAAGCUUCAUCAGUUUUUCUAUGAGGAUGUCAUCUCUGACUGCUCCGACAAAGCAUUACCAAGAUAUGAACACAACAACAAGUAUAAGGCCGUCAGAUCUUACGUCAUCGAGGAUGAUGACAAAAAAGCCAGGGAUUACGCCAGCCAAAAGAUGAUUCGCAAUCAUAAAGUGUACCACAACAAACAACAAAUCGCCGAUGGUUUCAAGAAACCAUCUAUCAAUCUGCGCUACGGGGGAAAAGACUUUGAAAGCGGCUACACCCAUGACGCCCCGAUUAUUAAUACUGACAAGGCGUUGGCCUAUCUCAUGGCGCUUGUCCAGCGAAAGGGGGCAACACUGGAGACCCGAGUGGUGAAAGAUCUGAAGGAAACUGGUCAGCAGUUGCUAGUAGACUACAAGGCCGAUAUCAUUGUCAAUGCCACAGGCCUCGGUGCCAAAGAGCUAGUCAACGACCAGGACGUGUACCCGGUUCGUGGCGCAAUCCGUCGCGUUGAGAAUACACGCUACAGCAAGUUCCGUCAUCUAAAUGAUGCCUAUCUAGUUCCCGCGCAAAUGGGGCCGGGAGAUGUACCCUCCAAGACGGUGUUCAUUGUGCCUCGAAACGAUGACAUCCUCUACGUCGGCUCCAUCAUCCAACGGCAUAGCAAUACGAUGAAUUUGACUCCUGAAUCGCCCGAGGUCCGGCAGAUGUGGGAUCGGGCGGGAGAAUUUAUGCCCAGUUUGAGUCACGCUGGUUUUGUGAACCACUUUCCUUUUGCCCAGGGCCUGCGUCCAUUUACCAAAAAGAACGUCAAGGUUAGAGCCGAUGAGGACUGUGGAUUUCCUCUCGUCCAUAACUAUGGACAUGGAGGGUCUGGCUGGACACUCGGCAUUGGAACCGCUCAGUGCGCGGUGUACAUUCUUACGACAAUUAUCCAUGAUAGAAACAGUCUUUUAAAUGUGGUUAAGUACGCAGCUGUGCCGCCGGAUACAGAUACGAAGAACAGGAUUGACAAUGCAAUCAAGGGGACCUUGGGACAAACUGAGCAGGAAAAGGUCCUAGAAGCGCUUAGGAAUUCGGACAAUGCAAAGUCCUACUUAGCUAACAGGCUUCUCGAUGACAAAACUGUUUUCAUACAAAUAGUCGAGUCAAAUUGUGAGCAGCCUGAGAAGGAGGAUUUCCUCGAUGCCAUUAAGGGAACCUGCGGAGAAGGUGACAAAGAAGACCUCUUGAGCAAGAUUAAGGCUUCACAACUUCCAGUAUUCUACCUGAAAGACAAGCUGAUCGGUGAUAAACCUGUUCACCUGACAAGCAAGCUUCUCGCUGAUAAACCUGGUCUUUUGCAAGUGGUUAAGCACUCACAACUGGACGCAUCUACGAAGCAGAACCUUCGGAAUGCAAUCAAGGGAGCACUGCGACAAGAGGACAAAGCCAAACUCUUGGGCAUGAUUCGCGAUUCAACUGUGGAGAACCUCGACAAAGAUCGGCUUGCAAAGGUUGUUGAUUUGUGGGUUGCAGAAUUGAGCAAGGCGUCGGCCAAGGUUGUCAACGAUGCUAUAUACCGUCCAGCUUCACCUGCCCCCUCAAGUGCAAACUCAGCCUGA
Molecule: messenger RNA, 2028 nt
Organism: Aspergillus bombycis
Lineage: Eukaryota; Fungi; Ascomycota; Eurotiomycetes; Eurotiales; Aspergillaceae
Product: FAD-dependent oxidoreductase
Exons: 1
Coding region: 1-2028 (675 amino acids)
Molecular function (GO): D-amino-acid oxidase activity; FAD binding
Source: RefSeq, a predicted model, not a curated record